AAGUCAUUUCCGGCGGGAGCCGGAAGGCCGUCCCGGAUGGCCUCGGGGGCGGCCUGUGCGUGGAGCUGAGUGUUGAAGCUGCCGGCCCGCGCCCGCCGGUAGCCUCAUGCCGCGGGCCGCGGCCGCCAGCCUCCGCUCGGAUUGGUGGCGCUAAGGCGCCGGGGCAGCGCGCGACAUGUCGUCGGGCCUCCGCGCCGCCGACUUUCCCCGCUGGAAGCGCCACAUCGCGGAGGAGCUGAGGCGGCGGGACCGGCUGCAGAGGCAGGCGUUCGAAGAGAUCAUCCUGCAGUAUAACAAGUUGCUGGAGAAGUCAGAUCUUCAUUCAGUGCUGGCCCAUAAGCUACAAGCUGACAAGCAUGACACACCAAACAGGCAUGAGAUAAGUCCUGGACAUGACGGUGCGUGGAAUGAUAGUCAGCUACAGGAAAUGGCCCAGCUGAGGAUUAAACACCAGGAAGAACUGACUGAAUUACACAAGAAACGUGGAGAGUUAGCUCAGUUGGUGAUUGACCUGAAUAACCAAAUGCAGCAGAAGGACCGGGAGAUGCAGAUGAAUGAAGCAAAAAUUGCAGAAUGCUUGCAGACCAUCUCUGACCUAGAGACAGAGUGCCAAGAACUGCGCAGUAAGCUGCAGGACCUUGAGAAAGCCAAUCAGACCCUGAAGGAUGAAUAUGAUGCCCUGCAGAUCACUUUUACGGCCUUGGAGGAGAAACUGAGGAAAACCACUGAGGAGAACCAGGAGCUGGUCACCCGAUGGAUGGCCGAGAAAGCCCAGGAAGCCAACCGCCUAAAUGCAGAGAAUGAGAAGGAUUCAAGGAGGCGCCAAGCCCGGCUACAGAAAGAGCUUGCAGAAGCAGCAAAGGAACCUCUACCAGUUGAACAGGAUGACGACAUUGAAGUCAUCGUGGAUGAAACCACCGAUCAUGCAGAGGAGACCUCUCCCGUGCGAGCCAUCAGCAGGGCAGCCACUAAGCGACUCUCGCAGCCUGCUGGAGGCCUUCUGGAUUCUAUCACUAAUAUCUUUGGGAGGCGCUCUGUCUCUUCCUUUCCAGCACCCCAGGAUAACGUGGAUGCUCAUCCUGCUUCUAGUAAAGAAGUGAGGGUGCCAACGACUGCAUUGUGCGUCUUUGAUGCUCACGACGGGGAGGUGAACGCUGUGCAGUUCAGUCCAGGUUCCCGGCUGCUGGCCACAGGAGGCAUGGAUCGGAGGGUUAAGCUUUGGGAAGUGUCUGGAGACAAAUGUGAAUUCAAGGGUUCCCUCUCCGGCAGCAACGCAGGCAUUACAAGCAUUGAAUUUGACAGUGCUGGAUCUUACCUCUUAGCAGCUUCAAAUGAUUUUGCAAGCCGAAUCUGGACUGUGGAUGAUUAUCGGUUGCGGCACACACUCACCGGACACAGCGGCAAAGUGCUGUCGGCCAAGUUCCUGCUGGACAAUGCGCGCAUUGUUUCUGGAAGUCAUGACCGGACCCUCAAACUCUGGGAUCUACGCAGCAAAGUCUGCAUAAAGACCGUGUUUGCAGGAUCCAGCUGCAAUGAUAUAGUCUGCACGGAGCAGUGUGUAAUGAGUGGACAUUUUGACAAGAAAAUUCGUUUCUGGGACAUCCGAUCAGAGAGUGUUGUCCGAGAGAUGGAGCUGCUGGGGAAGAUCACUGCCCUGGACUUGAACCCAGAAAGGACUGAGCUCCUCAGCUGCUCCCGUGACGACCUGCUGAAAAUUAUCGACCUGCGGAUAAACGCGGUCAGGCAGACCUUUAGCGCGCCUGGGUUCAAGUGCGGCUCUGACUGGACGAGAGUUGUGUUCAGCCCUGAUGGCAGUUACGUGGCAGCAGGCUCGGCCGACGGCUCUCUCUACGUUUGGAGUGUGCUCUCAGGGAAAGUGGAGAAGGUCCUUUCGAAGCAGCACGGCUCAUCCAUCAAUGCAGUGGCGUGGUCCCCGUCCGGCUCCCACGUCGUCAGUGUGGACAAAGGAAGCAAAGCUGUGCUGUGGUCGGAGUAUUGAUGGCACCUCCCUGGGAGAGAGCGGAUCCGAAGUCGGAGAGACACAUGGCCCUCCAGCUCUGUCCUGGCCGGGGGUGUGCUGGGUGUAGCCUUGACAUCCAGAGAAGAGCUUGGGCCAUGUGGUGUGGUGGCCUGCCUUGGCCAGGACUCCUGAGGAUUUUGGCUGAGGCCUCUGAUGCCCUGAAAGAAUAGCAGUGAAAAGAUCUGAGCCUGCAGCCACUUGCAGAGCUUCAGGCUCUUGCCUUGACUCGGGUGGGAAACACUACUGGCUCUGAUCUUCCAUACCUCAGUGGGGGGCGCACAGGCACCGCUGGUGUCCUCACUGGGCGGCAGUGCCAAACAGCCCGCACGGCCGGGUGUCGGGGCUCCCUCCGUGCUUCCUCCCGUCCUUCCAAAGCCAGCUGUGGCCCAGUGCAUGUCCCGUCCCCCCAGGCCGUUCCCGUGAGCUUGCUUUAAUCAGUGGACGAACAGAAACCGAACGCGCCGGCUCCUGCCCUCAGGUAGUCCACAGGGGCUGCCCUGACGUCUGAGGGGACGUGGGGUGUCGCCCCUGCUGGGCCGUGUCAUUGUUACGAGGCUCUCACUCCGCGCUCAUGUGGUUCCUGUUGGGAUUCCCGUAGAUGCCCUGCAGUGUUCUGGGACAGCGCCUGUUCUUCAGAGCUGCUGGCUCCCCUUCCCCCGCCAAUUCUGCAGACCUGUUUCUUGGUCAAGACAUAAGUCUCAGUUUGGUUAAAAAUAUUCUUUUGAGGUAAAGAGGAAGUGCAGAAACCUUAGUCCAGAGAAGUGGAUGUGCUGCAGGAGUGAGGAGCGUGUCCGUGUCCAUCUGUAAGGUCCCAGACGGUGCCCGCGCCACAGCCGUUCCUCACGUCCCUGCGUUCCAGUGCUGGUGACAAGGGAUUUGCGGCCUCCGAUGCGUUACUGUGGAGCCGGUGCUUCUGGGUCCUUGUCCCUUUGCCACCCACGUGCAGUACCCCCUUGAUGCUUUAGCACAGGAAGCCCGUUCCAGGGAGCCUGGGCUGUCAUCUGUAGGCUUCAGGAGUUGUGGCUAAGGCCGGGGAACAGCAGGCCUCUGGCAUUUUCUAGAACAUAUAUCUUCACCAUUUUACCUGCAUAUGAAACUGUAGUUCCUUGAGUGACUGAAACACCAAUAUUUUUAUCACUUUUUAGUUUGCACUUUAAUUUUUUCCCUUCUAAACUCGUUCUCUGGACGGUUGUGGAUGCACAAGCUAGGAGUGAGGGCGUGAGCUGCACUUCUGCUCGACAAGGGGCCUCGUCUCCCUUCUCCUCCUGCCCUCGUCCCCUUUCCUGUUUGCCAUUCAGAGAACUCGAAUUCACAGGCCAGGGCACAUCUUUUAUUUAUUUAAUUAUGUUGCCCCACAGAACUUGAUUGUAAAUAAAUAAAAAAGCUGUUAUAUACUUUUCAAACUCUA
Messenger RNA from Equus caballus (horse), 3428 nucleotides. RefSeq names its product autophagy related 16 like 1 (gene ATG16L1). Gene Ontology annotation, molecular function: protein binding. Gene Ontology annotation, biological process: negative stranded viral RNA replication; autophagosome assembly. The record is from RefSeq and is a predicted model, not a curated record. NCBI's taxonomy places the organism in Eukaryota, Metazoa, Chordata, Mammalia, Perissodactyla, Equidae. Gene Ontology annotation, cellular component: autophagosome membrane.